CGAUCCUGUCAUUUUUAUUUUUGCGUUGGUUGAUCGUCUCUCCAUACUUCCCGUAUCGAUGAUCUGAUCACUGAAAAUUCGCAGGCCGUUGGUAUUUUUGAAAAGGGAAUUUAAUAGUGAUCAACUGAUCCCUAAAAGCAGGCCGUUCGCUGGUUAGCAGUGUAACUGUCGUCAGUGGCGCACAAACGACGUUGUGGGUCGCCACUGCUUUUCUCCGUUUUCUGACUCUCCUUUCCCUCGUCCGUUGGUGGUGAUUGCGGCGGUGGGAUCGUCCGUCCUCUGGCCAGUCGUUGGCAGCGUGAUGGUGACGAUGAGCAGCAUGAGCAACGGCCAGGUCCCGCUGGCUGCGUCCGCCUCCAGUUCCUCCUCCGUCAACGCUUCCUCGGAGGCCAGCAAACUGCUCAACUUCGCGGAGCGCCUGGACAUUGCGCUGCUGGACAAGGUGGUGGGCUACAUGUACAGCGGCGCCAAGUACGAGCAGUCGGAGGCGCAGAAGGUGCUGACGGAGCUGAAGGAGCACCCCGACGCCUGGACGCGCGUCGACGCCAUCCUGGAGUACUCGCAGAACCCCGAGACCAAGUACUUUGCCCUGCAGAUCCUCGAGAACGUCAUCAAGACGCGCUGGAAGGCGCUGCCCCGGGCGCAGUGUGAAGGAAUCAAAACAUACAUUGUUGGCCUGAUUAUUCGCACAUCUUCAAAUCCAGAAAUGCACGAGAAGCACAAACUCUACUUGACGAAAUUAAACUACGUACUGGUUCAGAUUCUGAAGAAGGAGUGGCCGAAGAACUGGCCGACCUUCAUCGCCGACAUCGUGGGCGCCAGCAAGACCAACGAGUGGCUCUGUCUCAACAACAUGGAGAUCCUGCGUCUCCUGAGCGAGGAGAUCUUUGACUUCUCCUCGGGCAGCAUGACGCAGGCCAAGACGAAGCACCUGAAGGACUCGAUGUGCAGCGAGUUCCAGCAGGUCUUCCCGCUGUGCCUCUUCGUCCUGGACAACAGCACCAACCCCCCGCUGGUGGCGGCCACGCUGCAGACCAUGCUGCUCUUCCUGGGCUGGAUCCCGCUCGGCUACGUCUUCGAGACCAAGCUGGUGCCCAGUCUCAUCCAGAAGUUUCUCAUCGUGCCCAUGUUCCGCAACGUGACGCUGAAGUGCUUGACGGAGAUCGCCGGCAUCUCCGUCUCGCAGCAUCCGCAGUACGAGGCCGCCUUCAAGGACAUGUUCCGCGGCACGAUGGAGCACUUGAAACAGAUUCUGCCGCUGGAGACGGACAUCCGCGCGGCGUACGGGAAGGGCACGGACGACGAGCAGAAGUUCAUCCAGAACCUGGCGCUCUUCCUGGCCACCUGCAGCAAGGAGCACGGCCAGCUGAUCGAGAAGACGGCGGAGCUGCGGCCGCAGCUGCUGGAGACGCUGCGCUACGUGCUGCUCAUCUCGCUGGUGGAGGAGAUCGAGAUCUUCAAGAUCUGUCUGGAGUUCUGGAACACGCUGGCCUCCGAGCUCUACCUCGAGCACCCCUUCAACGCCUACCCCGCCUCCGCCGGCGCCAUCUUCUUCCCGCCCUCCCUCAUGAAGAGCGGCGGCCUGGAAUCUCAGGCGCAGCACACGCGCCGCAAGUUCUACGACGGCGUCCUCACCGAGGUCCGCUGCAUCAUGAUCGCGCGCAUGGCCAAGCCCGAGGAGGUGCUGGUCGUGGAGAACGAGCAGGGCGAGGUGGUGCGCGAGUUCAUGAAGGACACCGACUCCAUCAACAUGUACAAACUCAUGCGCGAGACACUCGUGUAUCUGACGCAUCUGGACCCGGUGGACACGGAGCGCAUCAUGACGGAGAAGCUGCACCUGCAGGUGAACGGCGCGGAGUGGUCGUGGAAGAACCUGAACACGCUGUGCUGGGCCAUCGGCUCCAUCAGCGGGGCCAUGCACGAGGAGGACGAGAUGCGCUUCCUCGUCACCGUCAUCAAGGAGCUGUUGGGGCUGUGCGAGCAGAAGCGCGGCAAGGACAACAAGGCCAUCAUCGCCUCGAACAUCAUGUACAUUGUCGGGCAGUACCCGCGCUUCCUGCGCGCCCACUGGAAGUUCUUGAAGACCGUCGUCAACAAGCUCUUCGAGUUCAUGCACGAGACGCACGAUGGCGUGCAGGACAUGGCCUGUGAUACGUUCAUCAAGAUCGCGCAAAAGUGCCGCCGGCACUUUGUGACGGUGCAGGUGGGCGAGUCCAUGCCCUUCAUCGACGAGAUCCUCCUCAAUCUCCGCUCAGUCAUCUGUGAUCUUGGCCACCAACAGGUGCAAACGUUCUACGAAGCGGUGGGCUACAUGAUCUCCUCGGAGGUGGACGACAGCCAGCAGGCCUCGCUGAUCGAGCGGCUCAUGUCCAUGCCCAACGCCAUCUGGGACGAGGCCGUGCAGCAGGUCAAGGCCAACGCCGAGACGCUCAAGGACGUGGAGUGCCUCAAGCAGUUCGUCUUCCUGCUGCGCACCAACUACCGCGCCUGCACCUCCCUCGGCAACGUCUACGUCCACCAGUUGAAGCGCAUCUUCUACGACUCGCUGCAGCUGUACAAGUUGCUGAGCAGCAACAUCAGCGCGGCCGUCUCGGUGGGCGGCGAGGCCGUGGCCAAGGGGCCGCUGAUCCGCGCCAUGAAGGCCGUCAAGAAGGAGAUCCUCCGCAUCCUCUCCUGCUGGAUCUCCAAGUCCACCAAUCCGCCCCUGGUGUACGAGUACUUUUUGCCGCCGAUGCUGGAGGCGCUGCUGCUGGACUACAAGACCAACGUGGCGGAGGCGCGCGAGCCGGAAGUGCUGUCGCUCCUCCGCUCCGUCGUCGAGCGCCUGGAGAGCCUCGUCACGCCGCGCAUUCCCGAGAUCUUUGACGGGGUCUUCCAGUGCACGCUGGAGAUGAUCAACAAGGAUUUCGCGGAGUACCCCGAGCACCGCACCAACUUCUUCCUGCUGCUGCAGAGCGUCAACCAGAAGUGCUUCGCGGGUUUAUUAAGCAUCCCGGGCGCGCAGUUCAAGCUGGUGAUCGACUCCAUCGUCUGGGCCUUCAAGCACCACACGCGCAACGUCGCCGAGAUCGGCCUGCAGAUCCUGUACACGCUGCUGAAGAACAUCGCCAACCAGCCGGCCGACGUGGCGCAGUCCUUCUACAAAGCCUAUUAUUUAACGCUCCUCGAGCACCUCUUCUCCGUCGCCAGCGAUCCCACGCAUUCCGGCAAUUUGAGUCUGUUCUCGAUGAUCCUGGCGUACAUGUUCAGUCUGGUGGACGACAAGAAGGUGCUGGUGGCGCUGGACCCGGCGGCCCCGCCCAACGUGCCCGGCGGCGACAACGUGGCCUUUCUGCUGCAGCACCUGCACCAGGUGCUCAAGACGGCCUUCCCGCACCUCACCGAGUCGCAGAUGAAGAUCACUCUCCAGGGCAUGUUCAACCUCGACCAGGACGUGGCGCAGUUCAAGGAGCACCUCCGCGACUUUCUCGUCCAAAUCAAGGAGUUGACGGGCGACGACGACACGGAUCUGUUCCUGGAGGAGCGCGAGACGCUGCUGCGCAAGGCGCAGGACGACAAGCGCAAGAUCCAGAUGGCCGUCCCCGGCAUCCUCAAUCCCCACGAGAUCGACGACAUGGAGGACUGAUUUUCGUACAAAGAAAAAGCCUGUGCAAUCCACGCGCUACCUGUUUCGCCAAAGUGCAGUGAAGAAAAAAGGGGCAAUUAUUGCUGCGUAUUAUUCAGUUGGGAGUGGAGUUGAUUAACCAUUGCUAUAUAGAAAUAGCCAGUUAUUUUCUAGCUUUCGUUGCAGUCGGUUCGGCUGUUGGACCGCAGCGAGCGUUUAUGCGAUUUUGACACGGGCGCACUGCACUCACUGUGUUUGCGAAGGCGUUUGAUUAUUUUCUCUUACUUUUACUUGUCUGUAAUAAGCUGAUUUUUGCAUUACCGUUCGCCAGUGACGUCAAGCUGCCACAAUAAAUAUCGAAGUAUUUA
Paramacrobiotus metropolitanus is the source of this 3972-nucleotide messenger RNA. RefSeq names its product exportin-1-like. Gene Ontology annotation, molecular function: nuclear export signal receptor activity; small GTPase binding. The transcript is spliced from 17 exons. NCBI's taxonomy places the organism in Eukaryota, Metazoa, Tardigrada, Eutardigrada, Parachela, Macrobiotidae. The record is from RefSeq and is a predicted model, not a curated record. The coding region runs from base 302 to 3625 and encodes 1107 amino acids. Gene Ontology annotation, biological process: ribosomal small subunit export from nucleus; protein export from nucleus; ribosomal large subunit export from nucleus. Gene Ontology annotation, cellular component: nucleus; cytoplasm.